Blepharisma stoltei is the source of this 6166-nucleotide messenger RNA. The record is from the annotation of a GenBank genome assembly. Lineage: Eukaryota; Ciliophora; Heterotrichea; Heterotrichida; Blepharismidae.
AUGAAACUAAUCCAAUUAAAAAAAUCUAAACUAUAUUCUACUUUAAUAAAAAUCCAAAUAAAUCUAUUUCGUUUUGAAGUUAUCAUUAAUAAAAAAAGAUUUGGUGUUAUUUAUUCCAUAAUGUUUCCCCUUAAGAUUGACAUGCAUGAGUCCUUUUAUUCAGGACGAAGGAUUGAAAGAAAUUCUCUGAAGAAUUUGAUAUUUGAACUAUAUCAUCAAUUAUACCAUCGAAAAACAAUAGACGAGAAAUCAACUUUUAAGUUAAAAGCAACAGAAACAAUAUGAUGUAUGGUUUGAUGCUUUCAAAUGUUGAGCUUACUAUGAAUUCCAAGUCUCGCAAUCGCGUAUUGGAAAGAAAAUAUCACACUAUGAAAAGCUAUUGGGUAUUUUAGACUUGAUAAUGUAUGCUCUGAAUUUGGGAUCAUUAAGUGAUGCUUUUAUUCAUCAAUUAUGAUUACUUUUAUUCUCAUUAUUAGCGUUGCUUUUUUAGCUAUCAGUAUUUAUUUUUCUUGAACUAUUCCAGCAUUAUUUGGUGCAUUUAAAUCAUUUUUCAACUUUUGGCAAAUUUAUUUUUUGAUACCUUCUGUAACUCUAUACUCAAUAUUUUUAAAAUAUGCCAUUUUGCCAAAAAACUAUAUUUCAGAAUACAAAAACAACAAUCAUUUAGAAGACUUUGAAAUAAGUGCUGUAUCAGAAGUUGCAAUAAUUUUAUCGUUAAUAAUAGAUUUUAUUUUGCUUUAUUUUUUUACUCAAUUUUCAAGUGAAAUUAGACAUUCUGAAAGCAGAAAAACUCUAAAAGCAAAGGCUCAUUCAAAAGUCGAUAGUCACAUAGCAAUUUUUACUUACUUUUUGCCAAUCCUUUAUGUCUUUUGCAAUGAAAAUUAUAUGGUAUAUUUCCAAACUUUUAUGAUGAUUAUUUCAGUAAUUAUAAUGAGAGAAUCUGAUCUUCUUCUGCCUAAUUUUUCCCUUUAUAGCAAUCUGGCACAAGCUCUAAAAUUGUUUACUAUCUUUUUGGCUUCUUUUGGGUUUGUGUUAGGAUGUGCAAUUGAUAAUUCAUUGGUAAUUAUUUUUAUUGUGGUCAUUUUAUUACCUAUUUGUGCUGUCUUUGUGAUACAAUUUACUAUAAAGCUUCAUAAAAGCAUUAAUACUGAUAUUUUUAGAGAUAUAGCAGAAAUACAUACUAGAUAUGAACUAGAGAAGCGACUAAGGCAUUGACUAUGCUCAAAUGACACUGAUCACAAAAACGAGAUAAUUCGCGCCUUUGAAAAAUUUUAUAUCAAAAACAGCUCUGAGAGAGAUAAACUCCAAAUUAUUUGGGUAGUAAAUUACUGCUUAUAUGCACUUAAAGAUGAGCCUCUAGCAAGAGUUAAACUAAGAAAAACAAAAACUAUUUCAAGAUGAAAUUUAGAAGCUGAUUUUCAAGAAUACUUAUUAAAUAAAAUUCUCAAUGAAUCUUCGACAAAUGAAUGCUUACAAUUUUUAAAUUAUUUUCAGCAAAUAAAUAUGAUAAAAACGAAAGAUUCAAAACUAUGUGUCUCUUUAUUGACGUUUUGAGAACAGUUAACUUCAUCUAAACCUGAUAUUAAAGGAUUGACAAAUAGACUUAACUGGAUUGAUGAAACGAUUUCUUAUCUUAAUAAUCAAUACAAGCGGCUGUUAGAGGAAUUUUCGGAUUCUCAAGAAUGCUUAACCCUCUAAUUUAAAGUAAUUUACCAAAAAUAUGAAAAUUCUGCCUAUAUUUUGUCAAAUUUAAAGAAGGGAGUUAACACUCUAUACUUCAUAUACAAAAGAUAUAAUUUAUGAUUAUGAAAAAUCAAAUUUACUAGAAAUUAAACUAAAAGGAUUAUACAAUACCAAUUAUGCAAAUCCAGAGUCAACGAAAUGCAGCUUUUUGAAUAAUUCUAGAGGAAUUUUGAUAAUAUCUGGUGAACCUGAUAAUUUUGGCCGAAUUUUAUUUUCAAAUCCAAGAGCAGCUGAAAUUAUGAAAACUUCUGUUGAUAAUAUAAAAAAUUUUAUUCAUCAGUAUUACUAUGAAAGCUUUAAAAAAGAAGCUCAACGGCUUAUUCAUUAUGGCUCGAACUCUGAAAUUGAUUUCAGUAAAGGAUUCUUUUUAAAUAUUCCAGGAAAAUAUUUAAUAGAGUGUAGAGGGAAAGCAAUAAUUACUGCUAUUGAUUGUUCUUUUGCUUUUAUAUUAAAUUUUGAGACAAAGAAUACCAAGCACCAGACAGUGCUUUUAACAGAAACUGGAGAGAUUUUAUGUUAUUUUUAAAUUUAAAUUUUAAUUAAAGUUCCUGGCUUGCUUGUCUAUUGCUAGCGUAGUAAUUAAGGAUCCCCUAGGGAUUUCACCCUCUUUGUAGUAUCGAUAGGGAGAACUUUUUAUAGUUUGGAUGAUUAGCCUGGCGAGAAUAGGGUCGAGCACCAACUUUCCUCUUCUUCACGCCUGAUGCCAUGGCAAAUGCAAAUAGUGUUCUGUGCCUCCGUCUCCUGCUUGUCUUGAUGACUCUAGUAUUCAGUAGGAAGGCCAUGGAUAUUUUCGGCAUGCUGAUUGGCGUGUGAAGGUUGUCCACCACACAAAAAUCAGGAAAAAUUGGAAGCCCGAUGGGUAACUCUUGGUUUCAUGUUAGAAAGUUGUCCGAAUGGUCUUGGCAUUGUCUUUAGGCACUGCUGAGCUUUCCUUUUCUAUCUGAAGCUUCCUUCCCCUCGAAGUAAAAUCUAAUCAAAAGGCUGACUAGGGCUAGUCUCUGUACACUACUGUCCAUUUUUGGGUUGGGAAACCUUGUCGGAUAUAAAUAAAAUACGCUUAAGGCCGCUUUACCGGAAACAAUGCCAGGUCAAGACCCAUUUUUAUUUAUGAUUUUAUGCUACUCAGAACACUUUCAUGAAUUCGUUGGCAAAUACAAUAAAAACUUAAUUGGCUACAAUAUUAAGGAUUUAUUUGCUGAAGCAAAAAUAUCUGGCAAUAAAUGAAUUUUACAUUCAAAUACUAAAGAAACAAUUUUAGUGAUGUCUUGUGCACAAGUUUAUAACUUAAAGGUCUUUUAUGCUACACUAACAAGUAAUCAUGAAAAUAUCAAAAAAAGAAAAAAUAAAAAUAGCCAAUAUGACACUAAAGCAGAAGAAAUAAUAAAUGAAAAUCUUUUAAGCCCAUACGGAUCCAAUGAACGAUCUUAUAGAAGUUACCAAGUAUCUGAGGAAAAAUACAUAAAUUCAGAAGUCGAACUAAUUCAUCCAUUUUCUAUGGAAUCUUCAGAAGUCAUUGGAAGCCUGCAAUCAGAUGCAAAAUCACAAAUUCCGAGCCAAAAAAAGUUUUUUAAAAUGCUGGAAAUUUCUUCAAGGUCAAUAAAUAUAUUGCAUCUUGCCUUCAUUUUAUCAGUAAAUCUUAUAUAGAUUAUCGCUGUUUUAAGCACAAAUAUUGUGGUUCUUUUUUAUGCUUUUUCAUAUAUCGAUUUUAUAAAAAAUAUGGAUCUUUCUAUGGCUAUAGCUAAAGCAGAGUCUAGAUUACAAAUUGCUGCUUAUAAUUCGCAAUUACUUUUAGAAUUGGCAUAUAUAAAUGACCCUAAUUGGUAUCAAGAUUUAUUAACUGCAUGAGAAGGACUGCCUGGGUAUGUAAAUGAUGUUAGAGAUAUUUAUAUGGAAAUUAUUUCUAAUUUAUCAAAAUGAAACUACUGCGCAGGUAACGCAAUUUUGACUGAUAAAAGGAUAGAUGUGUGAGAAAAUGACUACAUAAAAAAAACAAGCUUAUUAGAUAUAUCCCUGUUUGCCAAGAAUAGCUUCUGAUUCGCCAUUCUUAAAAUUGGGUUAGCCAGAAAAUAUGGAUGCCAACGAAUUUUGCAAGCCAGCUAUUGUCGGCCAACCAAAAAAUACUUCUUACUCUCCCCCCAUUUAAUAACGAAUACUUUGUUUGUUCGUUAUUAAGUGGGGUCUAUGUUAUAAAAUUUUUGGAAAAAAUAUAUAAAAUUUAUAUAAAAUAUCUAUGAUUUUUAUAUAAAAUUUCAAUUAAAGGGUUAAUAAAAGGAGUCAAAUGAUGACAACAGAAAGAGAAAUCGCCUAAAUGAAGGCGAAAAGACAACUAUUGCUAACUCCCCCCCUCCGUGAGCUAAUAAAACCAUUAGAAAAAUCCCUUACUCUCUAUGAGCAAACAAAAAAUUGUUUAAUAGAAAAUUUUUUAUGGAAAAAAUUUUGAUAUAUAAGCGAUAAUUAUUAUAAUGAAAUCUCUGGAUAAUUCUGUUUAAUUUUAAACAAAUUGCGUUUUAAAAUAUAAAUUUUAUAAAUUAAAUUAAUAUAUGCUUCCCAAUUUUUGCAAAUUAGGAAUUUUUUAAUAGAAAAAUUUUUUAUGGAAAAUAUUUUGAUAUAUAAGCGAUAAUUAUUAUAAUGAAAUCUCUGGCUAAUUCUGUUUAAUUUUUUAAACAAAUUGCAUUUUAAAAACAUAAAUUUUAUAAAUUAAAUUAAUAUUUGCUUCCCAAUUUUUGCAAAUUAAGAUUUUUUUAAAUUUCGAAAAAAAAAAAACCCCCCUCCGUGAGCGAACGAGAUUUUUUUGUUCGCUCACGGAGAGGGGGAGUAAGUGCCAGCUUAAAAUUAAGCUACUAGUAACUUAUUAGCUCUUAUUUAUUAUUCUUUGCUCGAUUAUACUUGUCCUUAUCUUACUCUAACUACUUAAAAUUAGUAAACUGUAGAGACUAAAUUAGCUUAUAUAAAUUUUAUAGUAAAUUUUGUUCGUUAUUAAUGGGGCCUAAAGAAAAAUUUUUAGGAAAAAAAAAAAUGAAAGUUUUGUUCGUUAUUAAAUGGGGGGGGAGUUAGUGGCUAUUCUUGGUAAAUAAAUAUACUUUCUCAAUCUGCUCAAUUUGUAUUUUUUAUAUAGGGAUAUGAUAUAUUAAGAAAGUAUAAUAACUCUGAAGAUUAUACAAAAGAGGUUAGGUAUUUGAAGAUGGCUGGCUUUGGAUAUGGAUAUCAGUAUUGCAAUAGUUCUUUAUAUGAAAUAAUUGAUUGCCAAAAAUCAUUAAUGCUUGAUUUUAAAUCAGUAAUGCUUAUUCUCCUCAUUUUAGGAAUAGGAGUACUUGUUUUGUGUUUUUUGGUAAUGAUUCCGUUUUGUUAUUCUGUAAUUAAGAUUGAGAACAAUCUUUGGAGUAAUUUGAGGAAAAAAGCAUAUCGAAAUUUCUCAGAAAUGAAACAGUCACUUUUAGAAAGGCUAAGAAAUGUUCAUUCCCAGCCUGAACUUUUGACUAAUAAUAGAAAUCCAGAUAAUACAAGAUUCUUCUUCAAAAAUUAUUGAAAAUAUAUAUGAAGAAUUUGCAUAUACUUUAUAGUCGUUAUAGCAUUUUCUUUACUUAAUAUUACUUAUUUCUAUGAAAAUUGCACAAAUUAUUUAGCAUAUAGACCUGAGGUGCUUCGAGAAAUUAUUCGCACCAAAAUAUAUAUUAAUACCCUUGCUGUCUCAGCAUCAGAUAUGCAGGAUUAUAUGGCAGGUAUACCAUUGAAUUAUUUCUUUGACAUUCAUAAUUACCCAAAUACUCAAAUAAAUUUCCAAAAAUCUAUUUCAGAGCUUGCUCCUCAUGAUCAAGCAAAACCAUUAAAAAUUUUCCUAUUUUUCUCAAAAAAAAGCUAUUAAAAAAUAUUAAAAAUUACUAAUUUUUUUUGCUAUGAGAUUUUACUCUAAAUUAUAUGAUUUUUUUUUUAAAAAAAAUUAGGCCACCUCAGUUAGUGAGCAAAACGAUUUUGUUCGCUCACAGAAAUGCUAGUUAGAGAUUCGAGAUCAACAUUAAGAAACCCGAAAUAUUCACCAAUUCUAUCGAAUGAUUUUAAAACAAUGUAUUAUGAAAAUGAUAGUCAGCCUUAUACACAUUAUUUAGAUUACGGCACUUAUGUAGCUGAAGAAGAGCAGAUAGAUUAUGGUUAUAUUAUUGCACAUUUAAAUGUCACUAAUGAUGCAUGAAGAUGAUGAUAUUACAAUAUGACACUUUUUAGAGCAAAUUAUGAUAAAUAUGCUAAUAUAAUUGAUAGCUAUUCUCAAAAGGUGAUCGAUGACCAAGUAAGCAUUAUUGUUACAGCAUUUUCUAUUUUUGUUGCAAUUUCGAUUGUGGUAUAUUUUUUGCUUUAUUUUGUGUUUUUUAAGAAUGAGAAGAAAUAUUUACAGAAGAUCAAUUCAAUGAUGAGAAUUAUGCCAGUAUAG